Messenger RNA from Dibothriocephalus latus, 1041 nucleotides. The record is from the annotation of a GenBank genome assembly. Lineage: Eukaryota; Metazoa; Platyhelminthes; Cestoda; Diphyllobothriidea; Diphyllobothriidae.
AUGCCCGUUUUUGCAUCUGGCAAGGAAACAGGAAAUAUGGCAGCUUUCUUCUCACUUGAUCUCGUUCUGGAACUUCCCAAUGUUAUUGUACGCCCCAGCUUGGAAGACAUCCAAUCUGCCGUCUCCAAGGCCACUCAAGUGAUACUUAUGAUGGGUGACGGUAUCCAGACAUGGCGUUAUGUCCGUCAGCAACAGUUAAAAGUCCAUAUGCAAGAACAGGCUAGCCCAGCACUGCCUGCACGUGGGCAAGAACGGAUCCCGUCUGCAAGUCAUGUCCCUUCAAGUCAGGUCAAGUCGCUUCAAAAGGUGAUCAUGGAGCACAAGGCCGUGCUGAAACAGGUCGUCAGUUUAAACAGUGCCAUCUCGGCCUUCCAGACAGACGUUAAGGCACUGAAGAACAGUUUUUCACAGUUUUCUGAACUCUGGACAUCGGAGCCAGCCAAGGCAGCGGAAGAGUUCAUGGCCGGAAACCCUACAGUCUCGGACAUCAGUGAUAAGAUAAAACACUUCAGCGAUCUGGAAACCGCGGUUAGCAGUCUGCCAUCACAUUACCAAGUCGGUCCCCUGCUACUCAAGAGCCAGGAGCUAAGAGGAGGUCUGACUGCUGAAUGUCAAAACUGGAGACAAGCCAUCGGAAGGGCAGUAAAUAAGAAAUGCGCGAUCGAGAUGCAAGAACUUGGCACGCGAAUGGACGGUCUGAUGAAACGUCUUCUUCGACCGGUGAAGGACCUGGAUGAUGUCAGGUCACAGAUGGCCACCCUAGCUGAACUGCGUGAAAAUGAGCUGAAUAUUGAGAGGUCUAUUCAGCCCAUUGAAGAGGCCUACGCCCUCUUAAAUCGGCACGAGAUCUACUUCAACGAUGGGAAUGCGGAACGCGUUGACGCACUGGCUUACAGUCUAUCAAAGCUUCGUGCCCAGGCCUCAGUAACUAACGACGAACUCCUUCGUGUCCAGCCCGAAUUCCGCAAUGCCUUGGUAGCCGGCGUGGAGGAGUUCGACGUUCUCAACGCCUCUUUCGUUGAUGACUACAUGAAGUGGUAG